This is a messenger RNA of Paramacrobiotus metropolitanus, 1569 nucleotides long. RefSeq lists its product as uncharacterized. Gene Ontology annotation, molecular function: nucleotide binding; DNA binding; DNA-directed DNA polymerase activity. The record is from RefSeq and is a predicted model, not a curated record. Bases 1 to 1569 code for a protein of 522 amino acids. NCBI's taxonomy places the organism in Eukaryota, Metazoa, Tardigrada, Eutardigrada, Parachela, Macrobiotidae. Gene Ontology annotation, biological process: DNA replication. The transcript is spliced from 2 exons.
AUGAUUCUUCCUUUUCCUGACCCUGAAGAGUACGGCUUUUCCAGCAUGAACAAGAAAUCCAAGUCAUUGUUUAUGCAAUGGUACAACACUGAAGCUGAGCAUAAAAACUACGCUUUUGACUUUCGAAAGGAGAUUGUGGAAUAUUGUCGGAUGGAUGUAACGGUCCUACGACUGUGCUGCCAGCAAUUUCGCCGCCUUUUUCAAGAAAUCAGCAAUGGAUUGUGCCCCUUUGUUUCGGCGAUGACAAUUGCGGGAGUGUGUAACCGAUUUUGGAAAUCAUUUAUUUUGAAACCUGACCAAAUUGGAUUACUGCCUCAACGCGUUCAUGCCAAGAACCGCAAUCAGUCGGAAGUUGCCAAGAAAUGGUUAACGUGGAUCGAAUACCAGGAAAACGUCGAAAUCGAGUCUGUACUAACCGGAGCAGAGCAUCAAAUUGGACCAUAUUUUGUUGACGGAUACCGCCAGGAUAUUAAUCACGUCUACGAAUUCUACGGGUGCUGGUACCAUGGAUGCCCUCGUUGUCAUGCUGCAGAUACUAUACAUCCGCUGCGUAAUCUGCCAAUGUCGGAAAUUUAUAAUGAAACAUUGGAGCGGGAAAAGUACAUCCGGAACCAAGGGCAUGGAUUAACCGUCAUCUGGGAACACGAGCAUCACGACCAAGUAAAGGCGGAUCCCGAAAUGAGAGCAUUUGUCCAGGGACUGUCAUUUAUUGCACCUUUAAACCCUCGUGAUGCUUUUUACGGUGGUCGGACCAACGCCGUCAAGCUCUUCCAUGAAGUGAACGGUGACGAAAAGAUUAAUUAUUUUGACGUCAACAGCGAGUAUCCAUACGUCAACAAAAACAAACGGUACCCAAUCGGCCAUCCCACCAUCAUUACCAAAGAUUUUGAUGAUAUUCGCAACUACUUUGGAGUUGUGCAAUGCCGAAUCCUACCGUCAGGAGAUCUGCAACUUCCCGUACUUCCCUACCGCUCGGGUGGAAAGUUAACGUUUCCUUUGUGCCGCACCUGUGUGGACAACUAUGAAAACGCUCAGUGUGAGCACACGGACGAAGAACGCGCUUUAACGGGCACAUGGUGCACGCCGGAAAUUACUGCUGCUCUGGACCGUGGCUACGUUGUUGUCAAGAUCUAUGAAGUGUGGCAUUUUGACCAACAUGAUGACCACCUUUUCGAGGAAUAUAUCAACAAAUUUUUAAAAAUUAAGACGGAAGCCAGUGGAUGGCCGCUGCAUGUCCAAACCGAAGAGGAGAAGCAAAAAUAUAUAUCGGAUUUCAAGCAGCAUGAAAAGAUUGAUUUGGAUUAUGACAAAAUUGACACAAAUCUUGGAUUGCGAUCGCUAUCCAAGCUGUGCCUGAACAGUUUUUGGGGACGUUUGGGAAUGCAAGACAACAAACCCAACACAAUGUAUAUUACCGAGCCCGAGAAAUUUUAUGAUAUGCUUCUGUCCGGAAAAUUCCACGUACAAUCCUGGGAUAUGUUUACGGAAGACGUCGUGCAACUAGCGUACACUAAUGAAAGCGGAUUUGUGGAGCGCAAUCCCAAUACCAACGUCAUUUUGGCGGCGUAA